UAAUUUAAAACUGAGAGUUGCAUAAAUGUGCAAGAGACAGUCAACAAGUAUAUGUCAGCUGUUUUAUUUUGAGCCCAGGUGAUACAAUACCUGUGGGUGUGCCACCUACCGCAAUAACAAUAGUGUUCACACGCACAUGGAGAAUUCGGCGGCGACGCCGACGACGACAACAAACAAAACAACAACGUCAAAGAAACGCAGGCACAGCGAAUAUCAUGAUCCCGAUUAUGGUUUCGACUACGACAGCUCCGCCACUGGCUCCCAUGUGGAGAAGCGCGUCAAGCAAGAGCAAGAAUACCCAGAGAAUGACGAGCAGCAGCAGCCUGAGCAGAGAAUCCCUGUUACCAAUGUUGAAAGUGUGGCACAAUUAAAGCGCAUCGAGCAAAUUAUUUACGCCGAAUUCCAAAAGGAAUUGACCCUAAAGGAGCAACAGUUGGGCGAGAUCGAUGGCCGACUUUCGCAAGCACGCCAGCUCUUGGACAAGCUGCGUUACCAUGUGGUCAACGACUACUAUAAGAAGCAACAAGUUCCGCUAACAGCUCCCGAUGUGGCCCGGGUACGAUCCAGCGACACAUUAUUUGGGGAUGGGCUUGAAAGUGCCGGAGCGCAGCUGCCCUUGCAUCCGGCCAUCAAAAAGAUUGUGGGCAAACGGCCAGCUCCCAUCCAGCUGCAUCUGCCAGAGCGCACAGCUGCAACGUUGGCAAAACAGACGAUUAGGCUGCGUAAUCCGGCACAUCGACGAGCCGAGCGUCGACGGCAACAAAAGAUACGCGAGCAGGGCAUUGUUACGGAUCACACGCAGGAGACGCGCAAGGAGCCGGAAGUGGCUAGCGGCGAGGAACAGCCCUGCACCAGCAGGCAGGCGGCAUACAAACAGCAAAUGGAACUGGAGGCAUCUGUGCCGGCACUCAAUACCUCCCGCUUGAACAACAAAAACAAGUUUCAUUUUGUGGUGGGCAACACAUCCAAGUAUCUAGGUGGUGUGGAUUCGGAUGUCCAAAAUGGUCAGGCGCUUGCCUACAAAUGGUUGGUCUAUGUGCAAGGCAAAAAUCUGCCAAUGCCACCGGAGACGUACUUGAGAAAGGUGCGCUUCCAAUUGCAUCAUUCAUAUCGACCCAAUGACAUUGUGGAUGUGCAUUCGCCUCCCUUCCAGUUGACACGUCGAGGCUGGGGUGAGUUCCCCAUGCGUAUACAGCUCUAUUUCCAGGAGCAUCUGCAGCAGAAGCCUGUCCAGCUAAUGCAUACUAUUGUGCUGGACAAGACGAUGUGCGGCUUGCACACCAUGGGUGGCGAGACUACUGUGGAGGUUUGGCUGCGUGCUGAUAUUCCUGACACGAAGACGACGACGACGACAACGCCAACGUCUACGGAAGUCAAGAAAGAACCGCUGAUGGCAACAACACCUGCAAUAAAAACACUAUCUCCACCGCUGGACAGUUCCAAGCCGCGCACCAUUUCCAUUACGCAGAACAAAGAGGAUCUGGAUGAUAAUCUGUUUGCGUGCAUUAACAAAAUCGAGCUAAGCGAUGACAUUGAACAAAUCGAGCCCACUGUGCUCGUCUCGGAGCAGCUGAAGCUGAGCAGCCCCAAAAAGCAGACACAAACAGUUUCCAUCGAGCAUGAACCUGUCCCAAAACCCAGUUUUGCAGUCAAUGGCGGCAGUAGUGGUUACAAAAGUCAACAGCUGCGCAACGGACACAACAAAGCGCAAGUGAAGAACGUUGUCUUUCAGAAAGCGGGAAAGCUCUACAUAAUUGAUCCGCUGCAAUCGAAGUUGAAGCAGGCCGCCAAGCAGCAAUCGCUGCUCAAGCCGCAGCUCAGUCUGCUCAAGCAGCCAACACAGCAGUUGUCCAAGCGUUGGCACCUGCUGCAGUGCAUCCAAAACGAUCACGGUUAUGCGAAUAUGAGCAGCCAGGAGGAGCUGCCAGUGCCAGCGUCGCCACUAAGCCAGCGUCUGAGUCUCGAGCAGCGCUUUUGCGGCACACAGUUCCAGAGUAUGCGGAGUGCUGUGGAGUUUCUGCUGCGCCGGCUGCCACUGACUAGCACAAUGAUGGUCAGUGAAUUUGCCUUUGGCAGACAUAGCCCGGCUGCAUUCCAAGCGCAGUCGGCCUUGCGUCAACGCUUCUUCGAAUGCAUGCGCGGACGCACCUUGUUGCGCUGCAUGCGGCAACAUCAACGACUUCAGCACCUGCAUGCUAGCAAGAAGGAGCACUUCUGGAGCAUACGCGAGAUUGUGGCCUUUGCACGCUUGCACGGAUAUACGCCGCCCUUAAAGAUGCUAACGGUCAGCCGGCAAAGAGCUAGCUCAGCGUCAUUACCCUUAUCGGAGCGUGUGCAACAGCAACUAAAGGAGGAGCCGCAGCCGCAACUAUUGGCCUUUUCAACGCUCACCCCAUGCUCCCGCCUGAACAGCUGGCUGGCACAACAGACGAAACGCCUGCCAAGUCGUAAAAGAAUCGUAGACGACCAACAGCUAGUCGACGUGGUUGGACUGAAUCCGCCUAGCUUGAAAAGACCACGGCCUCCCAAUUUAUCUGACCAUUUAAUAAAUCGUCAGUUGCUAUAUUUACCGCCGCCCGAGGAACUCGACGCAUCCACGCAGCUGGUGCACGACAUGUGCAAAGAUGUGGGCAUUGUUCUCAAUGCAGAAAUCAGCGUUCCAGGCGUAUCUCAGUCCCUGGCGCUCACCGUACUCGCGCAUGUGCUUCGAAUGUUCAUCGAGAAGUUGGUGCGUCGCGCCGUGGCUGCCAAACUGCAGCAACAACAGCAAUCGCCGCAUACGAUAGAUGCACUGCCUCCGGCGGCAGCCAAUGUAGAAGUGACCUUGCUACCCCACGAUAUCGGACGUGUGAUCGCCAAGAGUGCAGAACUCGAUUUCCUUGGCAAUUGUAACCUGGGUGUGGAGUAUACGGAUUCGCAGUCCUAGUCAUUGCCACAGUCGCAGUUGCCAUUGUGUAUGGAAUUUACUCACCAUUUACCAUUCGCCUAGUUCAAAAUCCUCUGGGAUAUUAGCUAUAGACAAAUAGGUUACCACUAAAUAUACUUAUUUUAUGUAUGUAAUAAAUAAAUUAUAACUUUU
This is a messenger RNA of Drosophila grimshawi, 3079 nucleotides long. RefSeq lists its product as uncharacterized. The transcript is spliced from 2 exons. Gene Ontology annotation, molecular function: histone binding. Bases 137 to 2926 code for a protein of 929 amino acids. Lineage: Eukaryota; Metazoa; Arthropoda; Insecta; Diptera; Drosophilidae. The record is from RefSeq and is a predicted model, not a curated record. Gene Ontology annotation, biological process: regulation of transcription by RNA polymerase II; chromatin remodeling. Gene Ontology annotation, cellular component: NuA4 histone acetyltransferase complex.